This is a messenger RNA of Aaosphaeria arxii CBS 175.79, 3632 nucleotides long. RefSeq lists its product as uncharacterized. Bases 459 to 3335 code for a protein of 958 amino acids. The record is from RefSeq and is a predicted model, not a curated record. The transcript has a single exon. Lineage: Eukaryota; Fungi; Ascomycota; Dothideomycetes; Pleosporales.
UCUGGUUGUUCCGUGCUUGCGUAAAUAAAACAAACCUGCCUGCCUUGUCAUGUUGUGAGCCGACAACCUCUCUUUUACACCAAUCAUCGUCGCCAGACAAAUACUUCACUACUUGCACACUCCGACUACUAUCACUAACUCUACCAUCACACAAGCCCUCGAAACCCUCACUCACUCACUCACUCACUCCACCACUGCCAAAAACGAAGACGGAUCUUUUGCUAACGCACUGCUGCAAGAUACACAGGAGACCCUCCGCCACCACUCUAUCCUGCCUAUAAGCGUGGGUCUAGACACAGGCAGGCCUGUUUGACUCUGUGACGACCGUUCCCUCCGCCUGCCGAACCCCACACCCUCGACUCGUACGCGCAAAGCGCAAGAAGGUGCAUAACGCAAACACGACACAGGCGCAACAAAAUCCUACCCCCCGCUUCCUACACGUCUCUAGCCCGGACAGCAUGCCUGACGGCGCUGUGCAGUUCUGCGUCGAGGAUACCAUCGGACUCAAGGAUGAUAGCACCCAAGUGGGCGUUGUCGACCGGGCCUUUGGUGACGUCGAUUCCCACGAACCCCGCCCGCAACGCGACUACGAAGACGAUAUCAUACGGCAUGAUGACAUACCGGAAGAUGACUUCAUGAAGUUUCUACGCUCCGGCAUCCCCCCACGCGGCACCGUCCUCGUCUCAUGGCAAACCGCAGUCAAGACGGAAUUAAUACCAGAGAGUAGACUGGAAUUACUGGACCGGGCACUCUAUGUGGGAGACGUUGUCAAGAAAAACGCAAAAGACCAUAUGAGUGGAACGGUGAUUGGGAAGAACGUGACUUGCAAUCUGUUUCCCACAGCCUUUUUCAACGGCGGCCAAGUCAGUCAUUCAGUCAUAGAAGAGCGCUCGAUACGGCGCGUGCCCGUCGAGGAGAUCAUAAACUGUCACGAAUAUGUGGAAGGUGCGCUAGCCUUGUAUGGCGACUGGGUGGGCCGCAUAGAACAGGUCUAUGACGAAGUCGCGGUCAAAUUAAGCAACAAUUCGGUCGUUGUCAUCGAGAACGCGGAUGAACUAGAGCCGGAUGAUACCACCAUGGAUCGCCUCAGUGUCGGCGACAUGAUUACCACUAAGAAAGGGACGUUGAGAAGAGGAAGGUGGCGGUAUGGAGUCUACGAUGCCAACAUACGACCUCGAGGGAUGGUCGUUGAGACACGGACGGUCUGGAUCAGUGUGCAAUGGCUCGCAAAGAAAUUUGGCGCUGGAGGAGCGAACGUGGGCGGUCGCAGCAUUGAGCCACCAUCAGAGCUAAGCCUUGACGAACUGGAAAGUGGAAGAUUCCGCGUUUACGAUGCCAGCGGCAACUCAAGCAGCACCCUCCCACUCAUGGCCAACGGCGUGGAUCAUUCGUACCAUGUCGCUGAUAUAGCCGUGGCGGACCGAGUACGAUUCAAAGACCUUGCUGGAGCUGCCGUAAAGUAUGAUGGGACUACACUACUAACUGAUGGCAAACCUCAGGGGAAAGUCACAAAGAUCCCGCGCACCGAGACCCUGGGAAGCGACAUGAACGUCUACCUCUGCUUGCAGUCCCACACACGGGUCACCGUUCAGUGGCAAGAUCUCUCCGUCACCGAAGAUUAUAGCUCUAGCUUCAUUCCAGACCCCAACGUUGAAGACGACGACGAAGUUUGGCCAGGAGAAAUCGUCUGUACCAAAGAGCAGCGCGAGAAGGCCGCGGAUGUGACAUGGACCUUCGAGCCAAAUAAAGUCGGUGUCGUUCAAUCCGUCAAUUCCCGAGAUCGGAUUGCGUCAGUUCGGUGGUUUAAGAAUCCUAACAUUAGGUUCUUAGGGGACGACCUCAUCCCACCAUCAGAGACGGGGUCAUUGCACACUGCAACUGAAGAUGUGAGCUUGUACGACAUUCGCUCCACCCCCAGUCUGACGCGGCGACGUGGCGACUUCGUUCUCAUUCAUCCUGAUUCCAUCCCGACCUCAGUACAUGACUCCUCCGAGCCCACGUGGUUUGGUGAAGUGGUCGACUUGGGAUUGGACGGCCAACUCACGAUCAGGCUAGGGGCAGCAAGGCCGGUGAUUGAUAUACAACUUCCUGCCGAGCGCGUGACCCUUGUUUAUAGCAGUGAUAUGCCUGACAGCUCCCUAGGCAAUCUCAUGCAAACCCUUGAUGGAGACUCUAUCGAAGACUCGGAGGAAGAAGAUCUUUCCGAUUUCGAUAACGCAUCGUUCAACGACAUGUGGAUCGAGUAUGAAGGCGCACAGCCUGUUGGUAACGUGGAUGAUGACGACUGGUCGACUGAGGACGAGGAGUCUGAUGAUGACGAGUCAAUGCCAGAUCUAGCGCCUGCAGACAAUGUUGAAACUUCGAAAACCACGCCAGAAAUCCAGUCCGAUGCUGAGCACCAUUCGACCGAUCCAUUGCUUCAGCCACAGCCAGGCGUCCAUCGUUCUUCCUCGAAGUCAGAAGAUCUCACAUUAGGUUCGGCAGAUUUCAACGCAGACGUCGAUCCGGAUGCGCCCUCGCCCUUUCUGGUACUGGACAGCGAACCUCCGUUAGAUCACCGCUAUCUUGAUGUCCCAGUAGUUAACACGCCAGGUUUCACCAAACGCAUUGCAAAAGAACACAAAAUACUUCGCUCCGCAUUACCCCCCGGGAUCUUUGUUCGCACCUGGGAGUCGCGCCUCGAUGUCUUACGGGUCCUAAUGAUUGGACCCUCUGAUACGCCGUAUGAGUUCGCGCCGUUCAUCAUUGACUUCCACCUAAGUGCUUCAUAUCCUGCGCAGCCACCUGCAGCCUUCUUCCACAGCUGGACUAACGGGAAUGGACCGGUCAACCCGAAUCUUUACGAGGAUGGGAAGAUCUGUUUGAGCCUUCUUGGAACAUGGCACGCAGACGAGCGCAACGAAUCCUGGUCCCCCGCCAAAAGCACCUUGCUCCAAGUGCUAGUGUCCCUGAUGGGCCUCGUGCUCGUAAAAGAACCGUACUACAACGAAGCCGGGUACGAUGUCCACCGCGCAGCUCCCGAGACAAAGCUUAGCAGCGCCCUUUACACCGAGCGUGCAUACUUCCGAGCCCGCGCUUUCAUUACCCACGCGCUCGAAAACAACAUCUCGCCCUUCUCCGAAGAGAUCAAGUAUCUGUAUCUCAGCAACAAGGAGAACGCCCCGCGCUUACUAGACAGCGCAAUCCAGGCCUCGAAAGAUAUCCUCACGCGCAGUCAAAACAGCGCGAACGAAGAGGAACGCGAUGGCCUCCGCAAGAUCAGCCUCGGCGCCACAGUCAUGCUGAAGCGCCAAUUAGACAAGCUCGAAAGGCUCCGGACCGCAAAUUCGAAGUAAAGUCGAACUUAAAUCACAUGUACUGGUACUGUAGGAAUAGAAUUCAAAAUAUCGCAUCUUGGACGGCGCCUUGACUUUAUGGAAAGGAUCGGAUCGGAUCAUGGAGGUCAUACCCAUUAGUGAUUUGUUUGGGAGGGCAUGUGUGGGUGGGAUUGGUGUUUACUCUUCAUGUGACUUUCUAAUACGAGUGAAUAGGAUAAUGUAGACAUCGACCGAUAUGGCUGUGCAGUGUAUAUAGUCUCGCUGGCUGUUUCGUCAGGGGGGUGCAUGCACAUUUAAUAUAAUGGUCUAUCCUGA